AUGGCCGCGCCGCCGCGCUCCGCGGCGCUCCGGGCGCUGCUGCCGCCGCUCCUCGCCCUCUGCGCCGCGCAGCCGAGCCCCGGCGCCUCCCGCGGGACGGGGCUCAGCCUCCACCCGCCCUACUUCAACCUGGCGGCCGCAGCCCGCAUCUGGGCCACGGCCACCUGCGGGGAGGCGGCGGGCGGCGGCGGGCGGCCGCAGCUCUUCUGCAAGUUGGUGGGGGGCCCGGCCGCCGCGCCGCUGGGACGCGCCAUCCAGGGCCAGUUUUGUGAUUACUGCAAUGGUGCUGAUCCCAGCAAAGCUCACCCGAUAACCAAUGCCAUUGAUGGCACUGAGAGCUGGUGGCAGAGUCCCCCUCUUUCCAUGGGGUUGAAGUACAACGAAGUCAAUGUCACCUUAGAUCUGGGGCAGCUCUUCCAUGUUGCCUAUAUCCUUAUCAAGUUUGCAAAUUCUCCUCGUCCAGAUCUCUGGGUCUUGGAAAGAUCAGUGGACUUUGGAAAAUCUUAUGUUCCCUGGCAGUAUUUUGCUUACUCGAGAGCAGAUUGUUUGGAGCGCUUUGGAAAGGAAGCAAAUCUUCCCGUGAGGAGGGACAGCGAUGUCCUGUGCACCACCGAGUACUCUCGCAUCGUGCCUCUUGAAAAUGGAGAGAUUGUAGUAUCUCUGGUAAAUGGCCGCCCAGGAGCAAAAAACUUCACUUAUUCCCCUGGUCUUCAAGAAUUCACAAAGGCAACAAACAUCCGCCUCCGUUUUCUCAGAACUAAUACUCUUCUUGGACACUUGAUAUCCAAAGCUCAGCAGGACCCCACUGUAACUCGUAGAUAUUACUACAGUAUAAAGGACAUCAGUAUUGGUGGUCGAUGUGUUUGCCAUGGCCAUGCUGAAGUAUGUAGUCCAAAGAGUGCUGAAAACCAAUACCAGUUUCAGUGUGAAUGUCAGCAUAACACUUGUGGAGAAACCUGUGAUCAUUGCUGCCCUGGAUAUAAUCAGAAACAGUGGCAACCUGCAACAGCUGGGAGCACAAACAUAUGUGAACCCUGCAAUUGCCACGGACAUGCCACUGAUUGCUUCUAUGAUGCUGAUGUCGAUCAGCAACGAGCAAGCUUAAACAUCCAUGGGCAUUAUGAAGGUGGAGGAGUCUGCAUUAACUGCCAGCAUAACACAGCUGGGAUUAACUGUGAGAAGUGUGCAAAAGGUUACUAUCGUCCUUAUGGUGUUCCAGUGAGAGCUCCCGAUGGUUGCAUACCCUGCAGUUGUAACUUGGAGCAUGCAGAUGGCUGUGAGGAAGGGUCUGGCCGCUGCUUCUGUAAGCACAAUUUCCAGGGAGACCACUGUGAACUCUGUGCUGAUGGAUUCUAUGGUUACCCAUUUUGUGUCUAUGCUCCUGUAUAUGCUUCUACUUCUUCAAUUCCAAGUGAUGGUGUAGCUGGUGACAUAAUAGAAGGAGGCUGCAAACCAGGGUAUUUUGGCCCACAAUGUCUGUGUAAGUGGCGUAGUUUCUUUGACACUUGGAGCCUGUGCUCCAGGAUAAAUGCCAACUUUUGGCUUCCAAAGGAAAUAAGAACUUUAAGAUCAUAA
Lonchura striata (white-rumped munia) is the source of this 1575-nucleotide messenger RNA. RefSeq names its product laminin subunit alpha 3 (gene LAMA3). The record is from RefSeq and is a predicted model, not a curated record. Gene Ontology annotation, biological process: regulation of embryonic development; regulation of cell adhesion; animal organ morphogenesis. Gene Ontology annotation, cellular component: basement membrane. Gene Ontology annotation, molecular function: extracellular matrix structural constituent; signaling receptor binding. Lineage: Eukaryota; Metazoa; Chordata; Aves; Passeriformes; Estrildidae.